Messenger RNA from Limulus polyphemus (Atlantic horseshoe crab), 2101 nucleotides. Its product is annotated as ADP-ribosylation factor-like protein 5A. Gene Ontology annotation, cellular component: trans-Golgi network; cytoplasm. Gene Ontology annotation, biological process: protein localization to Golgi membrane; vesicle-mediated transport; intracellular protein transport. The transcript is spliced from 3 exons. Lineage: Eukaryota; Metazoa; Arthropoda; Merostomata; Xiphosura; Limulidae. The record is from RefSeq and is a predicted model, not a curated record. Gene Ontology annotation, molecular function: GTPase activity; GTP binding. The annotation marks the transcript as partial.
AUACAACAUAAGUCUACAAAGGGAAAAGUAGCUUAUCAUUUUUCUGUGUUUCAGUUUCUCAUAGUUGUGGUAGACAGCACAGAUAGAGAGAAACUACCAGUCACCAAAGAAGAAUUAUGGAAAAUGUUAAGUCAUGAGGAACUUAACAACACAUGUGUAUUAGUGUACGCUAACAAACAAGACCUGAAAGGUUGCAUGACUCCAGCUGAAAUAUCAGAACAACUGAAACUUACUUCUUUAAAGAAACAUAGAUGGCGAAUUCAAGCAUGCUGUGCUCUUACAGGAGAAGGAUUAUAUCAAGGUCUUGAGUGGAUUUAUUACCAGCUGAAAAGUAAAAAGUGAUGACCUUGUAGCAACUAGAUAUGGUAUUGUGACAGAUAAUGUUCUUAUUGUACCUAUGGUAACAUGAUGUGGAAAAGUCUCGGAGGUUAGAGAGCUGGAUGGUAAUACGAAGAGUUCCUUCCACCAGUAACUGUAUGUUUGCGAUCGAGUAACCUGCUGUUGUGGAAAGUUAGAAAAAAAAAGACCACAUUUAGCUUUACAGUGUUUUUAAAACUGUUUUAAGGUUGUCAAAACUGGAUGACAAAGAGUUUUAAUGUAGCCACUGUCGUGACCUGUAUGUAGAAAUCUCAGUAGAAAGGUAUUGAGUGCAUCGAAAGUUAAUAAACUCUUCGGGACAUGAAACUCGCAUGUGUUUAGUUACACGGGCUGUUCCGUAAUACUUAUUCGACAGGUUGAAUUCGGAAAGCUAUCUACUGUCAGUUUCUUAUUUAUGUGUGAUCUGUUUCAAGCGUGAUUUUCUUAUAAUAAUGAUAAUAAUAUAAAAAGAGUAUCUUGUUUACCUAAAAUCAGAAACAUGAAAGUUUAUGAAUUUUUCUAUAUUCAAUGUACAUUUAUUCACAAAUACAAAAUUUUGUAGAAAAGCUUUAUGUAAACUGUUGAGUAUUGUGUCUUUCAUUAGCAGUUAUGCGGUGUUUGACUCGUGUUCUUUUUAUGUAAAACUAAGAUAUACUAUCAGUGUUAUUUAAAUCAAUGAGAACUUGAGAAAUAUUUGGUAAUUUUUUGAAACUUCUAAGAUUAUGGAUUGAAUAUUUAUGUUUCAAAAUUCAUUUUUAAUAAAGUGUUUCUUAAUAAAUGUGUAUGCUAUGCUUGAAAAAAAAAAGUUUUAUAAUAAUUAGUGUACAAAAUACUCGUCAAGCUUUAUUAAAUUCAGUCAAUUUUAAACUUUGUAAAUAGGGCCUAAAAUAAGUGUGUGGUUCUGGUUUCCCAACUGUCCAUAUUUUAUACGUUACACUAAUUUAAAAACAUCCAAAGCAAAACAAAUUCUACCACCUUUUUAUUAUUAAGGCUUGGGACUCGUCAUUAUGUGUGAUAGUCAUAACCUUUGAUAAAGGCUUGGGACUCGUCAUUAUGUGUGAUAGUCAUAACCUUUGAUAAAGGCUUGGGACUCGUCAUUAUGUGUGAUAGUCAUAACCUUUGAUAAAGGCUUGGGACUCGUCAUUAUGUGUGAUAGUCAUAACCUUUGAUAAAGGCUUGGGACUCGUCAUUAUGUGUGAUAGUCAUAACCUUUGUUUCUCUCUAAAACUGAGAAGAAACUAAAUUAGAAUUUCUAAUUGGAUUUUUUCUAAUAUGAAGUGACUAAAAAGUGUACAGAUAUGUCUUGUACUUGCUAAUGGUGUAGUGUUUGAUAAAGAGUUAUUUUUUAUUAAUUUUCUGGAUAUUAAAGUAUCAAUGUGAUAUUUUACUAGUAGAAACACUGUUCAGAUUUAAGGUUUAUAUUUUCUAAGGAAAAUUGUGGCAAACUACCAAGUCAUUUGCAUAUUAGUGUUCAAUAUUUGAAUCGGAGAAAAACUGGAAGUCCCUUAACCUAUUGUUUUUAUUUGUAUUCAUCAGUUUAUUAAUCAUAAAAGUAAACCUUACAAAUUUACUUUCUAAGAAUUCUUCCAAAAACAAGAUUAGACUUCUUUCUAGACUGUAGAGUUCCUCCAUGUUGUUAUCUUUGUAGUAGCUUGUCAAUUUUAUGUUGUAUAAUAUACAGAAACUUCAAACACUUAAAGUUCUAACAGUAAAAAUGUUCAUAUUAAAAUAUUUUGAAAUGGAA